This is a messenger RNA of Cavia porcellus (domestic guinea pig), 5077 nucleotides long. It is a transcript of the gene Abcg1, whose product is annotated as ATP binding cassette subfamily G member 1. The coding region runs from base 118 to 2154 and encodes 678 amino acids. Gene Ontology annotation, molecular function: ATP hydrolysis activity; ABC-type sterol transporter activity; ATP binding. The record is from RefSeq and is a predicted model, not a curated record. NCBI's taxonomy places the organism in Eukaryota, Metazoa, Chordata, Mammalia, Rodentia, Caviidae. Gene Ontology annotation, biological process: transmembrane transport; cholesterol homeostasis; cholesterol efflux. The transcript has 15 exons. Gene Ontology annotation, cellular component: membrane.
GGGGCGGAGCGUGGGGGUCCCCUGCGCAGCCCGCGGCGCUUCGCGGAGCAGGCGCUAGCGCAUCCUUGUCCCGCAGCCCGUCCGGCCUCGUCUCCGCCGCCGCCGCCGCGCCGUGGCAUGGCCUGUCUGAUGGCCGCCUUCUCGGUCGGCACCGCCAUGAAUGCCAGCAGUUACUCAGCUGCAAUGACGGAGCCCAAGUCCGUGUGUGUCUCGGUGGAUGAGGUCGUCUCCAGCGGCGUGGACGAAGUAGAGACCGACCUGCUCAAUGGGCACCUGAAGAAAGUGGACAACAGCCUCACUGAGGCCCAGCGCUUUUCCUCCUUGCCCCGGAGGGCAGCCGUGAACAUCGAGUUCAAGGACCUUUCCUACUCUGUUCCCGAAGGACCCUGGUGGAGGAAGAAAGGAUACAAGACCCUACUGAAAGGGAUCUCGGGGAAGUUCAGCAGCGGGGAGCUGGUGGCCAUCAUGGGCCCCUCGGGGGCCGGGAAGUCCACGCUCAUGAACAUCCUGGCCGGAUACAGGGAGAGCGGCAUGAAGGGUUCGGUCCUCAUCAACGGGCUGCCCCGGGACCUGCGCUGCUUCCGGAAGGUGUCCUGCUACAUCAUGCAGGAUGACAUGCUGCUGCCCCACCUCACCGUGCAGGAGGCCAUGAUGGUGUCCGCGCACCUGAAGCUGCAGGAGAAGGAUGAGGGCAGAAAGGAGAUGGUAAAGGAGAUCCUGACGGCACUGGGCCUGCUGUCCUGUGCCAACACGCGGACUGGCAGCCUGUCGGGCGGCCAGCGGAAGCGCCUGGCCAUCGCACUGGAGCUGGUCAACAACCCCCCAGUCAUGUUCUUCGAUGAACCCACCAGCGGCCUGGACAGUGCGUCCUGCUUCCAGGUGGUGUCUCUGAUGAAGGGCCUGGCCCAGGGCGGCCGCUCCAUUGUCUGCACCAUCCACCAGCCCAGCGCCAAGCUCUUUGAGCUCUUUGACCAGCUGUAUGUGCUGAGUCAGGGGCAGUGCGUGUACCGGGGGAAAGUCUCCAACCUCGUGCCCUACCUGCGGGACCUGGGUCUGAACUGUCCCACCUACCACAACCCCGCGGACUUCGUCAUGGAGGUGGCCUCCGGCGAGUACGGUGACCAGAACGGCCGCCUGGUGAGAGCCGUGCGGGAGGGCAUGUGCGACGCGGCCUACAAGAGGGACCUCGCGGGCGAAGCCGAGGUGAACCCCUUCCUUUGGCACCGGCCCUCCGAAGAGGUAAAGCAGCCAAAACCAUUAAAGGGGCUCAGAAAGGACUCGGCCUCCGUGGAAGGCUGCCACAGCUUCUCCGCCAGCUGUCUCACGCAGUUCUGCAUUCUCUUCAAAAGGACCUUCCUCAGCAUCAUGCGGGACUCGGUCCUCACACACCUGCGCAUCACCUCACACAUCGGCAUUGGCCUCCUCAUCGGCCUGCUCUACCUGGGCAUCGGCAACGAGGCCAAGAAGGUCCUGAGCAACUCCGGCUUCCUCUUUUUCUCCAUGCUGUUCCUCAUGUUCGCCGCCCUCAUGCCCACCGUGCUGACCUUCCCCCUGGAGAUGAGCGUCUUCCUGCGAGAGCACCUGAACUACUGGUACAGCCUGAAGGCCUACUACCUAGCCAAGACCAUGGCCGACGUCCCCUUCCAGAUCCUGUUCCCGGUGGCCUACUGCAGCAUCGUGUACUGGAUGACGUCCCAGCCGUCUGACGCUGUGCGCUUCGUGCUCUUUGCCGCGCUGGGCACCAUGACCUCGCUCGUGGCGCAGUCCCUAGGCCUGCUGAUCGGUGCCGCCUCCACGUCCCUGCAGGUGGCGACAUUUGUGGGUCCCGUGACAGCCAUCCCUGUGCUCCUGUUCUCGGGGUUCUUUGUCAGCUUCGACACCAUCCCCACAUACCUGCAGUGGAUGUCGUACAUCUCCUACGUCAGGUAUGGCUUUGAGGGCGUCAUCCUGUCCAUCUACGGCCUGGACCGAGAAGACCUGCACUGUGACAUUGAUGAGACCUGCCACUUUCAAAAGUCGGAGGCCAUCCUGCGGGAGCUGGACGUGGAGAAUGCCAAGCUCUACCUGGACUUCAUCGUGCUGGGGGUCUUCUUCGUCUCCCUGCGCCUCAUCGCCUACCUUGUCCUGCGGUACAAAAUCCGGGCAGAGAGGUAAAGCGGCCCAUGCCAGCAAGGAGGAACAUUAGACAUGGUGGCCGAGGGCACUGCCGAGUGGCGGCCGCGUGCCUGUGUCCGGUGACACGGAGACUCCUCUGACCCCACCUGGCAGCCUCACCUGCCGGUCGGUGGGAGCCAGCGAUCAGCUUCGCCGCUCACCUGGGUGGGACGUCUCUUACUACCUUUUCUAGCUUUACCUAGGGAGAUGUAGAAAGGUUUGCUUUGUUUUUACAUGCAGAAUUUAAAGCCCCACAGACGGGGCAGGAUUUAAAACUGCAACACAGCUGGUGACAAGAGGCCUCCUCGGUAAAUCUGCUCCUGCUGUGGAGGUGACAUUAGUCCUGGACGGGGAGCCAGGACCACUCCUCUGUGGGUCACAUGGGGAGUCCCUGCCACGGAGCGGGGCAGAAAGCCUAGCGGGGAGGGAUCCGUUCUACGGCUUCUUUCUCCUGGCUUUCCUUCUGAAGUCUGUCUCUCUUCUGACAAGUCACUUUCAGAACCAAAAGUUGGUAACUCUCUUUCAUUUUAAGAAAGUGUAUCUUUUUAGCACUUGUGGAGCUGUUCAGGGUAAAUAACUCACUGUGUUCAGAGACUAAGAAAGCAGACCUAAUGUUAGCGCUGUCUCAUUCUGGGCAGACGCUGUGAAAAGUGGACAUGGGCUCCCGGGGUGGUGGCACCGACACUGCCCGCGCUGAGAUGCGGAGUCCUUGAGAGUGGCACAGACAACUCUCAGAUGAAAGCAGCCAGCCCUGCCACAUUAUUUUUUCUACCUGCUUCUUACUUUGUGCGAAGUAGAUGGCUUCUUGCUAAAUUUCUGACCACCUUCGUUUGCCUAAAACACAAAAUUGUGCGGAUCAGCCCAACUGAUUUUGAAGGAUAUUUUCCUUCCUCAUCGAUCACAUGAACUACCUCCAUCGCCCCUGGGAAGCUGAGCUGGGGGAUUUCGGGCAGGCCCUGGAGCCUUGGGCCAGCCAGCACUACGAGGGGGACCUGGGCCAGCUGGAUUGGACAGGCGGUGCUGAUCGGGUCACUGCUAGGAUAAGGGCUGCCUUGUCCUCCGGGAUGGGAUGACCCUGGUGUCAGAGUGGCCCUUAAGAGACAGCCCCUGCCCUGUAAAUCAUGGCUCUGGAGCCCAUUUAGGUUGUGUGCAGCUCUGGAACCCCGAGGUCCCGAGGCCUGCGUUCCUGCUCGAGCAGAAUGGAAAGGGUCCAAAGUGGACUGACUGUGUGGAUUUGGCUUUAAAAAUGCCUCGAGGUUUCUUUUUAAUUUAAUUUAAUUUAAUUUUUACUUCUGGAUCUUUUUUUUGGCAAACGCAGUGGAAGCUGUAUUAAUACAAACUGUUAAGUCCGCUUAUACAAAUAGAAGAUUGCCUUAGAUUCAGUUUUUAACCAGGGUCCAACCCAGCCUUUAUAAAUAAAAUCUUGAUUUAGCUUCAAGUGUAGCCGCCCCACACGGGGAAGGAAGGCCUGCUCCACAGUCCCUGGAGAAGCGUGCAGGCGGGCAGGGCAGGCAUCCCUGGUGAGGCCCGUCCUGGAGGAAGCCUUGCAUCAGGGAGGUGCAGUGUUACGGGGCUGUGGGCUGUGGCCGGGGGAGCCACACUGCCAUCCCGAAGACAGCCUCCCUUUGCCCGCCGCGUCCACAGAACCCGCACGUGGCACACCCAGGCUCCGUAGCGCCGCAGCCCUGGAGGGAGCCUUUCCCUAGGAAGUGGGUUAUACACUCCAUGGGUUAUUCUCACCCUGUGUAAAUGAGGGUCUGCCAGAGUCCCCCAAAAGGUCCAUCACGGGACAGGAGAGCCAGUGGCCUGGACUGGGUGAUACAGGUCAGUUUUUAGGGGCCCAACUUGAGCAGGUGACAGCGUGCAGGGGGCCCCUCAGGCUGGCGCUGUUGCCACAGAGCCUGGCUGCCACCUUAGGGUGCGGGUGUGCUCCCCUCCCCCUCUGCCACCCGGUUCCAGUGCUCAGAUCUGUGUUUCCGGGGCCCCUUGCCUUCUCUUCUGGUUCUGCAGCUCCCUCUUCCUAGGACCUAAGGCCGCGACCACACAGUCACCCACGCUGUUUUCCAAAUCACCGUGGGAAGAGGGGGUCCUGAGCUCAGUUCCUGCCGCUGAGGCUGGGGCUGGGGUGGAAACGACCCCCCAGAUCUGACGCCUUGGGGUUCCUCUCGCUGUUAGCGCCCAGGUGCUCCUUUCUCCUGUAUCUGAAGAGAAGUGUGAAGCCAUGGGGGCUCUUUGCGCCCCCUGCUGGUACCAGAGGAGACUGCAGCCCAGGGAGUGCCCCUCAAGGAGACUGGAGGAGGGGAUGGGAGGGCGCAUGGGCACCCCUAUAAAGGAGCUUCCUUCUCUGCUGCCUGCCCGGGGGUUCUGCCUCCUCUCUCCAGGCCGGGGACACCGAGGCAGGGAAGGGGAAGCGGGGAGGGUGGAGGCAAUGGGCUGGCUCCCAGUUCUGGCCCCAGGCAGGUGGCCCAGAAGAGAGUGAUCAGCAGUGCCCACCACGUGCAGGGAAGGGUGUUGCCUGGGGCCGCGCUUGCCCCUUGUCAUGCAGGGGGCCCUUCUUGCCCCUGCUGGCCUCAACUGGUUAGCACGGCACCUGGCCAGCAGCUGUGCGCGUCUGCAUGUAUGCACAUGUGUGUGAACAUGUGUGUGCACGUGUGCACGCCUGCUCUGAGGUGUUGCUCGGCAGGGUCCCCUUCAUCUCUGGUGCGCCAGCCCCUCACUGUCGCCGCCCUGACCUCGGAGAAGGAAAGAGAACUUUCUCUCCUUUCAUGCCAUGGUGCCGACGGUACCAGUGGGAGCGAAACCCUGGGCCUCUUGUUGGAUGAACAGGACAGAAAUCGGAGUGAAGCCCAGAGGGAAGAUGUGUGGACAGAAGCUCAGACACUUUCCAGAAGUGAAGACUGCUAAUAAAACGUUUUGUAUCAAA